AUGAUGAUCCUUUCCUUUUCUCACCUCCUACUCCCGUCACCUUUUCCUUUUCAUGCUUUUAAUAUUUCUCCCUCACUUUCCAGUCUUCUCCUUCAACUUUUAACCUUUCCUCCUCCUACUUUAUUCCUUUAUUUAAUAUUUCUCGCACACCUACCAUUCUUUCCCCCUUCUUUUCCUUCAUCUCUUAACCUUUUUUCUUCACCCCCUACUCCCGCCUCCAUCUCCUUCUUCUUCUCUUUAAUAUUUCCCCCAUACCUAUCAGUCUUCACCUCCCCUUCUUAUACUUCAACCUCAACUCAUACACCCGUCUCCUUCUCCUUCUUCUUAUUUAAUAUUUCUCCCACACCUAACAUUCGUCUCCCCUCCCUUCCUUCAGCUCUCUAUAUAUCUCUCCCUCACCUCUUACUCCCGCUUCCUUCACUUUCUUUCACUCAAUAUUUUCCCCACUCAUACCACCCUUCCCUUUCCACAUUUUUUCUUCUAAUCUCAACCUUUCUUCCUUCACCUUCUACUCCCGCCUCAUUCUCCUCUUUCUCUUUAAUAUUUCCCCCCAUGCCUAGCAGUCUUAUCCUCGCAUUUCUUACCCUUCCUCAACCUUUCUUUUCUUCACCUCCUACACCCGUCUCCUCCUUCUUCCUCUCUUUAAUAUUUUUCCACAACUACAAUUCCUCUUCCUUCAACUCUCAACCAUUCUCCUCCUCACCUCCUACUCCUGUCUCCUUCUCUUUAAUAUUUCCCCUAUACCUUCUCCACCCCUUCUUAAACUUCCUCAACCUUUGUUUUCUUCAUCUCCAACUCCCACUUUCUUCUCUCUUUAAUAUUUCUCCCAAAACCUACCGCCUCCCUCUCUUUUCUCUCUUUAAUGUGUCUUCCACACCUACCAUUCUCCUCACUCUUCCUUCAACUUUGAACCUGUUUCUUCCUUACCUCCUACUACUGCGUCUUCUCUUUCAUUCUUGUGGAAAUUUUCUUCCCCUCUUCGUAUUCUUCUUUUCUCUCUUUAUCGAGUCUUCUUUUCAAUCUACAUCUUCUUGUCACUCUUUCCUUUUCUUUCUUUGUCCCUUCGUUUCUUGCCGCCUAUUCCGUCCAUUAGUUUUCUUCUUUUCAGUCGCCUCGGAUACUUUCUCUUUCUCCUGUUCCUUUUCUGAAUACCACCUCCAAUUCUUUCCCCUUUUUCAUCUUCUCUUCCUUUCUCUAUCCCUUAUCCUGCCACCUCCUCCGCCUCCUUUCGGUCUUUCUUUUCCUGUUCUCGCCCCCUCUUACUUUCUGGCUGUUUUCCAAUACUUUUCUUUUUUUCUUUAUCCCCCUUCUUCUCUUUUCUUCUAA
Molecule: messenger RNA, 1326 nt
Organism: Acanthosepion pharaonis
Lineage: Eukaryota; Metazoa; Mollusca; Cephalopoda; Sepiida; Sepiidae
Source: the annotation of a GenBank genome assembly